Gastrolobium bilobum is the source of this 2144-nucleotide messenger RNA. RefSeq names its product transcription factor PIF1-like. Gene Ontology annotation, biological process: regulation of DNA-templated transcription. NCBI's taxonomy places the organism in Eukaryota, Viridiplantae, Streptophyta, Magnoliopsida, Fabales, Fabaceae. The coding region runs from base 283 to 1821 and encodes 512 amino acids. Gene Ontology annotation, molecular function: DNA-binding transcription factor activity; protein dimerization activity. The record is from RefSeq and is a predicted model, not a curated record. The transcript has 10 exons.
GAGACUUAUCUUUGGUCUGUUCUAAUGUUCUAUUCUUCAACCUUCAACCCACAUUAACACACCACAUAUUCUUCCCUGCAACCCAAAACUUUUUUUUUCUUAUUAACCUCCAUUCAUAUAAUAUACAUAACUAUAAGAUAGACUCAAUUCAUUUCAAAGAAUAAUUUUCCAUAAAAAUCACUCAACAACAAUAAUUAAGUUUCAUAUAAAUCGCAUCUCACUCACUAUGUUGGACUAAAUAGCUGCAAUAAACUCAAACAGAACAGAACAGAGGCAGCUAGCAUGAAUCACUGCGUUCCAGAUUUCGAAAUCCAAAUGGAAAACGACGAAGAAUACCAAAUACACUUCUCAAAGAAACCUUCCAUGCAAAACGACGAGAUCAUGGAACUAUUAUGGCAAAACGGUCAGGUCGUGAUGCAUAGCCAAAACCAACGACCAUUCAGAAAACCGCCAUCGCCGAGGAACAAUAACUACCGCGACGGCGUGUUUCCGGCGAGGGAGAUUCCAUCCUCCGAAGCAGAAAACUACAGCAACCAACACCUGUUCAUGCAAGAAGACGAAAUGGCUUCGUGGCUUCACUAUUCAAUCAACGAAGAUCCUCCCUUCGAUCACCAUGAUUUCUGCGCCGACAUCUUCCGUCCGCCGCCCGCCGUUAACGGCAGCCAGAAUCACAACAGUGCCAUGCAAAACCCCCUCCGUACGGCGACUCCUCGGCCUCCGAUUCCGCCGUCGAGGAUGCCGGAGCAGGCGGCGAGCAGGAUACAGAAUUUCGCGCACUUCUCGAAGCAAAACAACGUUAGGACUGAGCCGGGACCGCCGUCGAGUUCGAAUACCGCGACGGCGCGGGAAUCGACGGUGGUCGAUUCGUGCGACGUGUCGGUGGCGACGGCGACAGUGGCCUCCAAGACCUCGGCGGAGCGCGGGGAGACCUGCAGCGAGAUCAUGAUCGCCGCCGUCAAAGCGGCUCCGGCAGGCGGAAGGGAGACAGCGGCGUUCGAGAUGACGGCGACGUCAUCGCCAGGCUGUUCGAGCGAGAGCGCUGAACCGGAUCAGAGGGAACAAGUGGUGGACCGGAAGAGGAAGGGUCGGGAACCGGAGGAAUCGGAGUUUCAGAGCGAGGAUGUCGACUUUGAAUCUCUGGAAGCCAAAAAACAAUACCGUGGUUCUACAUCUAGAAAGAGAUCUCGUGCUGCAGAGGUCCAUAAUCUCUCAGAGAGGAAGCGUCGUGAUAGAAUUAAUGAAAAGAUGAAAGCUUUGCAAGAACUUAUACCUCGGUGCAACAAGUCUGACAAAGCCUCAAUGCUGGAUGAAGCAAUUGAAUACUUGAAGUCACUGCAGUUACAAGUGCAGAUGAUGUCCAUGGGAUACGGCAUGGUACCUAUGAUGUUUCCAGGAAUUCAGCAGUAUAUGCCGCCAAUGGGAAUGGGGAUUGGAAUGGGUAUGGGCAUGGAAAUGGGAAUGAACAGACCAGUAAUUCCAUUUCCCAAUAUGUUAGUUAGUUCAGCUUUGCCAGCAGCAACUGCAGCUGCUCAUUUGGGACCAAGGUUCCCUAUACCUCCUUUCCAUAUGCCCCAUGUUCCUGCACCUGAUUCAUCCAGAAUGCAAGCAGCAAACCAGUCAGAUAAUGUGCUUAACUCACUUGGUACCACUGAUCCUGAUCAAUCACGUAUCCCAAAUUUCACUGAUCCUUAUCAGCAAUACCUCGGUCCCCACCAUGUGCAGUUACAAUUAAUGCAGGCAAUGAACCAACCAAAUGUCAGCAAGCCAAGUACCAGUAGGGGCAAAGAGAAUCCAGAAAAGCAGCAAUCAGAAGAAACAUGAUUCGUUGAUAUUUACAAUCAAGCGCUUAACAAUUCAAAGGGUGAUGCUCACGAGCUAUUGUAUCGCUGGUACCGGUUAGAUUUUCGGGCAUCUAUGCUACUGCUGCCAAGUGGUGUUAUAUGCAAGAACAAACUUUUUAGCAGUUCUCAGCAUCAAGCUAAUCUAAACACGGCUAACAUGUAAAUUAUUUCCCACCCUCGGAAUUAUUUUUGUCCUUUUCCUUUUUUCCCAUCACUUUUUUCCCGUCCUAAAAUUUCAUUAUAUUUUAGAGAUUAUUUGUUAUAAGAAGUAUAGUUCUUUAUACAGUCUACAUCAAACGUGGA